CCUCUGCGCUCCCGUAACAUUUAUGGACGAGCACCUAAGCCUUCUGCGCUCGCCGGCCGCCCCGUCUUCCUGCAAGCAUUCGAGGGGCGGCGGCAGCAGCAGCAGCAGCGUCGGCGGUGUCGUGGGAAGCAGCCACCACAACUUGGGCUACAGCGAGCAGUUCUUCCCCGAAGGCGCGCUCUCCGCCCCCGAGGAAGGGCAGGAGGAAGAGGAGGACGAGGACGAAGACGAGGACGAGGACGGGGAGCUGGAGGGUGGCAUGACUGUGGUGGGUGGAGAGGACCCCUUGAUCGACGAAACCCAACAUCCCCAUGCCCUGCUGGGAGGGGAGCGCUAUGACCACCCCCUUGCCCAUACCCUUCCUCCCCACAGCCAUCACCAAGUGGGCACCGGUGGAGAGGAGCACGAGUGUUGUGAGAGGGUUGUGAUCAACAUCUCAGGUCUGCGCUUCGAGACCCAGCUCAAGACACUGGCCCAGUUCCCGGAGACACUGCUGGGCGAUCCCCGCAAGAGGAUGCGCUACUUCGACCCCCUUCGCAACGAGUAUUUUUUUGACCGCAAUCGGCCCAGCUUCGAUGCCAUCCUUUACUAUUACCAAUCUGGAGGCCGAAUCCGCCGCCCCGUCAACGUGCCCAUUGAUAUCUUUUCAGAAGAAAUACGUUUCUAUCAGUUAGGUGAAGAGGCCAUGGAAAAAUUUCGAGAAGAUGAAGGUUUCAUCCGUGAGGAGCAGAGACCUCUGCCUGAGAAGGAGUUCCAGCGCCAGGUGUGGCUCCUUUUCGAGUACCCAGAGAGUUCUGGACCAGCUCGGGGCAUUGCUAUCGUCUCUGUUUUAGUUAUCCUCAUUUCCAUUGUCAUUUUCUGUCUGGAAACCUUGCCUGAGUUCAGAGAUGACCGUGACUAUGAUGGUGCUGCAGGAACGUUUGGGACUGGGGGUAGUCCUUUUGUGACUGAUCUCUUCACCAAUACUUCUUCCCCAGCUGCAUCUAUGGUGUCAUCCUUCACUGACCCCUUUUUUGUGGUGGAGACUCUGUGCAUUAUCUGGUUCUCCUUUGAGCUGCUUGUCCGCUUCUUUGCUUGUCCCAGCAAACCCACCUUCUCUAAGAACAUUAUGAACAUAAUUGACAUUGUGGCCAUUAUACCUUAUUUCAUCACCUUGGGUACGGAACUGGCUGAGAGGCAAGGAAAUGGUCAGCAAGCAAUGUCUCUGGCCAUUCUCAGAGUCAUCCGGCUAGUCAGAGUCUUCCGUAUCUUCAAGCUCUCUCGGCACUCUAAAGGGCUGCAGAUCUUGGGGCAAACUCUGAAGGCCAGUAUGAGGGAACUGGGCUUGCUCAUUUUUUUCCUUUUCAUUGGCGUUAUCCUCUUUUCUAGUGCUGUCUACUUUGCAGAAGCUGAUGAUCCCACUUCAAGCUUCAGCAGUAUCCCUGAUGCCUUUUGGUGGGCUGUAGUAACCAUGACCACGGUGGGUUAUGGGGACAUGCAUCCCGUCACUAUUGGGGGCAAAAUAGUAGGAUCUCUUUGUGCCAUUGCUGGUGUGCUGACGAUUGCCUUGCCUGUUCCAGUCAUUGUCUCUAACUUCAACUACUUUUACCAUCGGGAAACAGAAGGGGAAGAACAAGCUCAGUACAUGCACGUAGGGAGCUGCCAGCACCUCUCCUCCACUGAGGAGCUGAAGAAGGCUCGGAGUAAUUCCACCCUCAGCAAGUCAGAGUACAUGGUGAUAGAAGAGGGAGGCAUCAGCAACAGUGCAUUCAAACAGGCUGCUUUUAAAACAAGCAACUGCACCAGCACAAACAAUCCCAACUGUGUGACUAUUAAAAAAAUCUUUACGGACGUUUAAAAGACACCCUUUGCAGAGGUGGAAAGAAAAUUACAAGAAGUCUGCGUAAUCAGUAUUUGUGAGGAACAUGCACCAUUGUCAGUCUUUGUGCUCUUGUUUAAUACAUAUACUUUUCUGGCCCUUCCUUCUGAAGAUAGAAUAUUUUUUUAGAAGAACAAAGAACCAAGCUGAUGUUAAGGAAGA
Molecule: messenger RNA, 2020 nt
Organism: Candoia aspera
Lineage: Eukaryota; Metazoa; Chordata; Lepidosauria; Squamata; Candoiidae
Product: potassium voltage-gated channel subfamily A member 3-like
Exons: 1
Coding region: 23-1837 (604 amino acids)
Biological process (GO): potassium ion transmembrane transport; protein homooligomerization
Cellular component (GO): voltage-gated potassium channel complex; membrane
Molecular function (GO): delayed rectifier potassium channel activity; protein binding
Source: RefSeq, a predicted model, not a curated record